Leishmania braziliensis MHOM/BR/75/M2904 is the source of this 1764-nucleotide messenger RNA. Its product is annotated as putative lysyl-tRNA synthetase. Gene Ontology annotation, cellular component: cytoplasm; cytosol. The coding region runs from base 1 to 1764 and encodes 587 amino acids. The record is from RefSeq and is a predicted model, not a curated record. Gene Ontology annotation, biological process: lysyl-tRNA aminoacylation. The transcript has a single exon. Gene Ontology annotation, molecular function: lysine-tRNA ligase activity; tRNA binding; ATP binding. NCBI's taxonomy places the organism in Eukaryota, Euglenozoa, Kinetoplastea, Trypanosomatida, Trypanosomatidae.
AUGUCGUCCCCCAAAGACCUCCGUAUUCAGAUCGAGGCUCUUGCCUUCCAAAUCGCGGACAUCAAGAAGGCGGGAGGUACUGAUUGCGAUGAGUACAAGUCACUGGUAAAGGAAAUGGCUGCGCUUCGCAGCCGACUUCCGCAAGAUGAGAAGAAGGCGAAGAAGGAAAAGACAAUAGAGCCGUCGUACUUUGAGUCGCGCCUGGCGAUGGUCAAGGAGAUGGGUCUUCUCGGUGCUGCCUACCCGCAUAAGUACCACCGUCAGUAUACGAUUCCUCAGUACCGCAGGAAGUACGCACCUUUGAUAGCAGAGCCCGGUACUUCCCUUGACGAAACGGUCACUAUAGCGGGUCGCAUCAUUAAGAAGCGUAGUUCCGGAUCAAAGCUGCACUUCAUUACUAUCCAGGGUGAUAUGGAGACUGUGCAGGUCAUUUCCGCCAUUGCUAAUUACACUGACGAGUCGAAGUUUGCUGAGAUCCACUCUAAGCUAAAGCGUGGUGAUAUUAUCGGCGUUGCGGGAAAGCCAUCCCUAUCAAAGAGCAACGAGUUCUCACUCAAUGCUGUCGAAGUUACGCUUCUCUCAACUUGCUACCACAUGCUACCCGACGACUACUUCGGUCUUUCUUCCUUUGAGCAGCGCUUCCGUCAGCGCUACCUUGACUUGAUCGUCAAUCGCGACAAUAUCAAGGUAUUCAUUCAGCGUGCAAAUAUCAUCAAAUACAUUCGUAAGUUCUUUGAUGAACGUGACUUUGUGGAGGUUGAGACACCGGUGCUCAACCAAAUCGCUGGUGGCGCUGCGGCUCGUCCCUUUGUGACGCACCAUAACGAUCUCAACCAGACCAUGUUCCUGCGUAUAGCACCAGAGCUCUACUUGAAAGAGCUUGUCGUCGGUGGUAUGGAUCGCGUGUACGAACUCGGCAAGCAGUUCCGUAACGAGAGCAUUGAUCUGACGCACAACCCGGAAUUCACAAGCUGCGAGGCAUACUGGGCGUAUAUGGACUACAACGAUUGGAUGACCGCCACAGAAGACCUUUUGUACGGCCUGGCCAUGGAGCUUCAUGGCUCACCUAUCGUCCGCUAUGCGCCAAAGGAUUCUGAAGGAAAGCUGCUGCCAGAGGUUACCUUUAAUUUCAACAAACCGUUUAAACGCCUGCACAUUAUCCCGGAGCUGGAGAAGCGCUUGAAGAUAUCCUUUGACAACGUUGACUUCGAGUCGGAUGCGGGUAUCCAGUUUCUGAUGGACUUAUGCAAGAAGCACAAGGCCGACUGCCCGCCACCCUACACAGCACCUCGUCUCCUCGAUGCCCUCAUCGCCGAGUUUCUCGAGCCUGAGUGCCACGAUCCCUGCUUCAUCUGCGAUCACCCUCGCGUGAUGUCACCUCUCGCUAAGUGGCACCGUAAUGACCCCCGCCUGACGGAGCGCUUUGAGCUGUUUGUCAACAAGAAAGAGCUCGCUAAUGCGUACACCGAGCUGAACAACCCUAUCGUGCAACGUGAGGAGUUUGUCAAACAGAUGCUAAACCGCGACAAGGGCGAUGACGAGUCAAUGAAGAUUGAUGAGGGCUUCAUCGCUGCGCUGGAGCAUGCGCUGCCGCCCACUGGUGGCUGGGGUCUCGGUAUUGACCGCCUUGUGAUGUUCCUCACAAGCCAGUCCAACAUCAAGGAAGUGCUUCUGUUUCCUGCCAUGAAGCCCGAGGGCAAGAAUGCGAUUAGCUACCCUCCGGGCACAAUGCUUAACGGCCAGGGCGUUCCUCUGUUGAAGUAA